Molecule: messenger RNA, 2853 nt
Organism: Microcebus murinus (gray mouse lemur)
Lineage: Eukaryota; Metazoa; Chordata; Mammalia; Primates; Cheirogaleidae
Source: RefSeq, a predicted model, not a curated record
UUUUAUCUGUUUGUUUAUUGCUUUAGACACGCAUGCUUUUGCCUCUAAUAAAUACAGAGGUUUGGAGAGGUUCAAGAGCUCUCUGAAAUGAAAAGUCUCUCCUCCUGCUUCAGAUGGAGACUGUGGUCUGGAGCAUUCUUCAUUGCACCGUGACACUGGUAGAGACCCGGGUGGAUCUCUACACCCCUGGAGAUCUUGUUGGUGCCAGCUCACCCAGGGGGCCUGGAAAUUCCUUGGGAUGCAGUGCAAGGCCUCAGCCUGUCCACAGGGUACCUGGACCCACCUGGCCUUUGCUCCACUGGGCUCUCGGUGGUGUCUGCGUCCACAGGCAGAUUGGCUGAAGGUAGACAGGGUGGUCACCCAGGAGUAACUAUCCACCAUCUCUCUAGCCUCAGCAUUUUACCGCCCACAAUAAAGAGGCAUAGAAGGGUUUAGCAACCGAACUUUGCAGUUUCAAGGUCCAGGACUGCGCUGGAGUCAAGCUGGUGUUCCAGGAGUGGCUUGGUAGGUGCAGCGGGAGGCAGCGCCAGCCCCCAGACCCAUCUUCCUGGAGAAUCCGCACAUGAGGGUGCAGCCAUGGCCUGGCGUCCUGGGGUGGUAGCCACAGGAGGGUCCAGGAGAGGAGGUCCCUGAGUCUGCAGUAACCACUUCCAGCUCUUUUGUGAGGACCCUGACUCUUGCCCAAGGACAGUGCUCUGGCUGGCAGGACAGAUUGCAGGAUAAGGGAUCCAUCCAGCAGUCUCAGUUUACAGGAGUGCUUGUGCUGUCUCCCUACUGCCUGCUCCCCCAGCCGUAAUCCUCCGGUGAGAUUGGGAUCAGAGUGUCUCCACGCCCCUGUUAUCUCCCUCCUUGGCGUUCCUGCUCCUCAAGUUACAGUCACGUGCUCAGGGAACCAGCAAACACACCUGGCUGGUCCUCACCAGCUUUGAUGAGCUCAGCAGAUAACACAAGGUCUAUGCCUGCGCUGAAUGAAGCUGCGAGCAGGUGGCUCCCGCACCCACCCGCCCCCACCCGAGCUGAAUUCCUGUGUGGAGAAUGGAGGAUGGACCACCCCGGGGGAGUCAGGUUCCUAGAUCCUUCCAACGUCAUUUUCCUGCGCUGGGACUUUGACCUUAAGGCUGAAGUCAUCACUUUUGAGCUCCAAGUCCGGACAGCUGGCUGGGUGGGCUUGGGUGUCACAAGUCGCUACACUAGAGCGGGAAGUGAUCUGGUUGUUGGAGGAGUCUUGCCCGAUGGCAAUGUCUAUUUUUCGGACCAGCACCUGGUAGACGAAGACACCCUGAAAGAGGACGGGAGCCAGGAUGCUGAGCUGCAUGGGCUGACGCAAGACGCUGUCUACACCACCAUGCGCUUUUCCAGGCCCUUCCGCUCCUGCGACCCCCAUGACCAGGACAUCACGGCUGACACCAUGAGGGUGCUGGCCGCCUACGGCCUGGAUGACACUCUGAAGCUGGAUCGGGACCGUACCUUUGUCAAGUCCAUCUUCCUGUUACAAGUAGUCCACCCUGACGAUCUGGACGUCCCUGAGGACACCAUCAUCCAUGACUUGGAGAUCACUAAUUUCCUCAUCCCAGAGGACGACACCACGUACGCCUGCACGUUUCUCCCUCUCCCCAUCGUUAGCAAGAAGCAUCACAUCUACAAGUUUGAGCCCAAGUUAAUGGCCCGCAACGAGACGAUGGUGCAUCACAUCCUGGUGUACGCCUGCGGCAACGCCAGCACCCUCCCGACCGGCAUCAGCGACUGCUACGGGGCCGACCCUGCCUUCUCCCUCUGCUCGCAGAUCAUCGUGGGCUGGGCUGUCGGCGGCACAAGUUACCAGUUUCCAGAUGACGUGGGCAUCUCUAUUGGGACCCCCUUGGACCCUCAGUGGAUCCGACUGGAGGUUCAUUACAGCAACUUUCACAACCGUCCUGGUGUGUACGACUCCUCAGGCAUUCGCAUGUACUACAGCUCUCACCUGCGCAAAUACGACAUGGGCGUCCUCCAGCUGGGCUUCUUCACUUUCCCCAUCCACUUCAUACCCCCGGGCUCUGAGUCCUUCAUGUCCUACGGGCUGUGUAAGACGGAGAAGUUUGAAGAGAUGAACGGGGGCCCCGUGCCCGACAUACAGGUGUAUGGCUACCUGCUGCACACCCACCUGGCGGGGCGGGCUCUGCAGGCCGUGCAAUACAGAAAUGGAACACAACUCCAAACCAUCUGCAAAGACGAUUCCUAUGACUUCAACCUGCAGGAGACUCGAGAUCUACCUGCCCGCGUGGUGAUCAAGCCGGGAGAUGAGUUGCUGGUGGAAUGUCACUACCAGACACUGGACCGUGACUCCCUGACUUUCGGAGGUCCCAGCACCAUUAAUGAGAUGUGCCUCAUCUUCCUCUUCUACUAUCCCCGAAAUAACAUCUCCAGCUGCAUGGGGUACCCCGACAUCAUCUACGUGGCCCACGAGCUGGGGCAGGAGGUAUCCGACUCCAUGGAGGGCAUGAUGGCCAUGAACAACGUCGAGUGGACCCCAGAGAACAUCAAGAAGGCGGAGAAAGCCUGCAGGGAGGCCAGGCAGACGGUGCUAAUAAAGACCAUUGACGAGGUGGUGGAAAACACAACAGGCUGGAUUCCGGACAUCACCCCUACUCCUCGGGGGCCCUGCUUGGAGUCCUCUGGAGGCAAAGUGGAGCCCCAGGACAAGACCCCCGCAGGCUUCAGGGCUGCACCGGUGGCCCUCUCCAGCUCCGGCCCGGCCGCCCUGCGGCGCCUGCCCCUGGCGGCCCACUUGCUGGUGCAGGGCGCCCUCUCCUGGCUGCUGGGCAGGCUGCACACGGGAGGCUGAUUCUGCCUCACACACACACACACACACACACA